AUGGCCACGUCGAAAAAACGACAUUUGGCUGAGAAAACUAUGAAUAAUUUUCAGUCCGAUUUAUCGUCAGAAGAUGAGCUCUUGGGAGGUCUCAGUUCCAUCACCAUUGACUCCAGUGAUGAAGAACUUCCAGCCGAACGUCAUUGGCAGUCUGGAAGAUUUACACCGGUGAUAACAGAGUUUCGUGGUGAGCCAGGUAUCCGAAGUACAAUUCUACGUGGUAGAAAAACACCUUUUGAUUAUUUCCAACUAUUUUUCGAUGAGAAUACGAUGCAGCAUAUAGUGGACGAAACAAAUCGCUACUAUUCUCAGAAUCCAGCAGGCGAACGUCAACAUAUGUCUAACUGGUACGACGUAACCUCGAUGGAAAUACAUACAUUUCUUGCAAUUACAAUGCUCACUGGGCUAAUUAAUAAAAAUAGGAUUCAAGACUACUGGAGCACCGAUCCUUUAUUAUCUACGCCCAUUUUCAGUCAGUAUUUUACAAGGAAUCGAUACCAAGACAUUCUACAUUACUUGCACUUUAGCAAUAACGAAGACAUUUCCGACAACAAUCCUCUCGAAAAAAUAAAACCAAUCAUAGAUGGCUUGAAGAAAAAAUUUUCAAAUUGUGUCAAUCCAACACAAAAUCUUUGCAUUGAUGAAAGUCUUAUGUUAUGGAAAGGAAGACUUGCAUUCAAGCAAUAUAUUCGAUCGAAGCGUCACCGAUUUGGAAUCAAAUCAUUUGAGCUUGUCGAUUGUGAAACUAAAUUUAUCCUCGACUUCAUCGUUUACACCGACUCAAAUACAGAGUGUCAAAUUACAUCUGAACUUGGAUUGAGUGGAUCAAUUGUAUUGGAAAUGAUGCGGCGUUAUUUGAAUAAAGGUCACCAUCUAUACGUCGACAACUGGUAUACAAGUCCAACACUUUUCGAGCUCUUACAUCGAAAUAAGACUGGUGCAUGUGCUACCGUUCGUAAAAAUAGAAAAGGAUUACCACCUCUUACAACUAAAUUGAAGAGAGGCGAGAGUCAAUACUCUCAUACAAAUAUUUUACUGGCGCUAAAAUGGCAGGAUAAGCGAGAGGUACACAUGCUUUCAACCAUUCAUUCAACAGCAUAUGCGAAUUCAGACAAGGUAGAUCAUCUAACUGGAGAAGAGAUUGAGAAACCUGUCUGUAUUCUGGACUAUGCCAAAAACAUGGGUGGAAUCGAUCAUGUUGAUAUGCAAAUGUCAUUUUCAGAGUGUAUAAGAAAAUCGGUAAAAUGGUGUAAGAAAGUUUUUUUCCACCUAUUAGAUAUGGCGGUAUACAAUGCAUUCGUAGUUUAUAAACUGCAAAAUCAUUUGUCACCCCACUUAUCUGAUUUUCGACUCGAUCUGAUCAGGGAAAUUUUGACAAAGUUCGGAUCACAAAGAUCAAUUACUAUCGGAAGACCACCGGCAAGGCCUCCUUCUCUCCGUUUAACUGCUCGGCAUUUCCCUGCGCUCAUUCCACAAACAACUCAACUAGAACAGCCUCGAAGACGAUGCGUGGUGUGCUCAUCUCGUGAUCUUCGACGCGUUACACAAUACAUGUGUCCUGACUGCGAUGUGCCAUUAUGUAUUGUUGACUGCUUCAAAGACUAUCAUACAAAAACAAACUAUUGA
Messenger RNA from Adineta ricciae, 1626 nucleotides. The record is from the annotation of a GenBank genome assembly. Lineage: Eukaryota; Metazoa; Rotifera; Eurotatoria; Adinetida; Adinetidae.